CAUUAAAUGCAUAGUCAUUCCUAAUCAGGUGGACACGAAGGUUGGAUGUUUCAUUGAAAAUCAACUCAUGAAUAGUUGUUUAACUUGCUGAACUGACUUAUGGAAACCGGGAAAUCUGUCUUGAGGCUUUAUUUAUGCAUAUUGACAGAAUACAAACAGUAAAAUAUGAACUUUUACCGUUGUGGGGACUGAAAGAUGCGAAUCUAACAAACAUGGAACAUGGUUUCCCAGCAAAUUUUAUUGGUGGCUUUAUAUCAACAGUUCAAUUUCAAGUUAAAAAAUGUAAGCCGAUGAAUGCACUGAAAUGGGAUAAUAUUGACUGUCAAGCGUUAUAUAUCCCAUCGUACUGUCAUUUUGUCUAUAGACAAGUUGAUUCAUUGAAAAAUAUUACAGAUAAUGAACAUUGUAACAGAUAUGUUGAAAGUGAAUUAUCAACAAAUCCAUGGAUUAAACAAGCAUAUACAAAUAUAACAGAAAUUGUUAAAAUUGAGGUCAACAGUAUAUCAACAGAUGAAAAUAAAAUUACUCAUUUUUUUCUAAAAUGUGGUCAAGAUUUUGAAAAAUACCAUAACCAUUCCUUUCUACUAUUAUGUAAUUGGAAUGAUUAUUUAAAAUUGUUUUCAAAUGACAGUCAAUUAGAUAUUUAUGGUCAGCUGAAAACAAGUUCAGAAUAUUCAGCAUUGUAUUGGUAUUACUUCUGUACGAUUACAUGGAGGGAAAUUCAGAACAAGUUAGCUUUCAAAAUGAGACAUCGUUUAUGCCCAAACCCAUGUUCCUAUGGUGCUAGAAAAUGCUCCGGUAUACCACAUGUCAUGAAGUCAGUCAAUAAUAUAAUCCAGGCGUCAUCUGUUAGUAUGAAGAAUUGCAUUCCAACUGGAUUAGGUGUAUUCAAAGAUGAAUAUAAAUGCAUAUGUGAACCAGGUUAUUCUUGGAGUUCAGAUACAAAAUCUUGUGAGAUCGAAGAUUCAUGCUUAGCUGAUAAGAUGAUGGCUGAGAUAAGUGAGACAGUCAAAGACGAAGACAGGUUAUGCGAUCCAAAAGGAACCUUAAGGUGUAUCUAUACACCUUAUCGUUCAUCGCUAAAUUUGCACUAUGCCUGCAUAUGUCAUCCCAAAUAUAUGGGAUAUCGGUGUGAUCGACUUCGAAAUCCAUGUACUGAAAAUAUUUUACCUGGUCACAUGUCAGGCAAUGAAGCAUGUCGUACCUAUUUGGGAAAUAAAUGUAAUCCAGUGAAUGGUACCAAUUAUUAUACAUGUACGUGUAAUGGAGAGUAUGAACAUUCACUGAAAUAUUCAUUUUUCAAUUGUUAUGAACAUAAAAGUGUUUGUAAUAGUGUUAUUUGUCAAAAUAGAGGAACUUGUAUUCCUAGUGCAGAUAAUGACAAUUUUAUUUGUUCAUGUGAAUUUGGCUGGCGUGGAAAAUAUUGUGAAGAGGCUGACAUUAGACAAUGACUGAUGACAGAAUUGGUGAUAAUACAACGGCGACUUCCAAAUAUGUUGUUACUGGUUUCAUUAGUUGAUACUGAAGGUGAAUGCUUCGAUGUGUUUACUUGUUUCCGAACCUUCCACUGGUGUGAUGAAAACAAGUCUAGGUAUUUUUAUAUGCAGAUGGCAUUCAGUUCAGACCAAAUAUGAAAUCAUAUUUAGAUAUGAUUGAUAACUCUCAAGUUCGAUUUAUCGGAACUAAGAAAAUCGCUUUUAGCUUUACGACAAUUUGAACUUUGAAGAUAGUUUUGCCCUGAAGUCAUUUAAUUCUUAUAUUUUUGUUUAAUUGGUUCAAAAAACAUUUAUAAGAUUCAGUCAGUAGAUAGAAUUUCAUGCAAAGAAACAGCUACUUUUGAUAUAUGCCUGGGACUGAUGGGUUCACGAAGUCGAUGUAUCAAGAAAAGUGGUAGCUAAUACCAAUCCUACCGCAGCUCAAAUUCACCUUUGUUGCAUGUGUUAUGGGGGACAUAUAUAAAUACAGAUUGUGUUAUUAACCUUUCUUUUCAUAUCCUUUUAUUGAACUUUAGUACUGUAGUGUUCGUCCAAUUUAUACUACGUUUUCAUCCAAUGCAUAAAACUGCUAUGGCUGAACUCAUCCAAAAAUUCAUGUUUUCGUCCCUCUCUAGAACAAAAUUCAGUUAUUUUCUGAUGUUCAUCCAGCCUGGUGUUAAACAAUCUUUAAGUUCGUCCUAAAUAGCUUACUGGGCACACGGUGUUUUAUACACCACAUUAUUCUUGUCCAGUAUAAACAGCAUCUUUGAGUUGGUUUUAUUUUUUUAAAGAAUCAAUAAUUUUAAUACUAUGGAAAGACUAGCUGUUUUCAGGAUUUCUUCUAGCUUCCUGUCAUGUACCUUUUCGCGGAGUAGUACAACUGCCUUCUUGUUAUUACCUUUUUUAUUAACUUCUGUUUUUAACUCAAGCUUCUUCUUUGAAUACCUUGUCUUAAACUUCAUUUAACAAGAACUGGUUGGGCUGUGGUAAUUUUCAAAAUAUAUGAUAUUCAAUGACAUAUCUUUGAAUAAAUAAGAGCUCCAAAUUGUUGGUAUGAUCGCAGGAGGUAAUUUUUCCCCGAAAUAUUGUGUGAACUGGUCAUAAGAGAAUUCACAUAAAAUACAUUAGGCAAUCAAUAUUAGACUUUUCAUUUCACUAGCAUAUGCAUAUAAUGGCACUAAACUGCUACUUUCUUAAACGCUCGUUCUGGAUUCCUCUGCUAGCCACAACCAAACAAAUCACCACUAUUAACACUGAGGCAAUAUCGAGGCAUCCGCAUAGGAGCCCAUAUGUCUAUAGAGGUCGAACAAUUCGAUAUAAUAAUGUGACGGAUAAUUACAAGCACGUCAAUAAAUGGUAAUAUCUGACUUAUGAUGAGUGAAAUAUACUUAACACCAAUAAAAAAGAUACGAAUACUGUAACGAUAUUUUAACUACUAAAUAGUAGUCUGCUUUUUUCUGUAAAAUGUUUAAGUUUUUAGAAUCUUCUGUGACAAGAAUUUUUGAUUGCAUAUUGGUAAUAACAUUUUGUUUGCGUUUGCAAUAAAACAAUUUUUCAUUUUU
Messenger RNA from Heterobilharzia americana, 3037 nucleotides. The record is from the annotation of a GenBank genome assembly. Lineage: Eukaryota; Metazoa; Platyhelminthes; Trematoda; Strigeidida; Schistosomatidae.